AUGUCAUAUAAAGUAGCCGCUUUUCGAACGAAGAGCCAUUUGGUGAGACAAUUAUCGGUUUCAACGUCAAAGCCUCGUCGUGUGAUAGCAAUACGAAGAGAAGAUCAAUCAGUAUGGGAGAGACGCGCACCCUUUUCGCCGGCUAACGUGAACAGGCUGGUGCGGCAAGGAGUUAAAGUCAUAGUGCAGCCUUCCAAUCGUCGUGCAUACCCGAUGCAGUCGUACCUAAACGCAGGCGCAAUAAUCCAGGAAGAUAUCAGCGAAGCGAGCGUGAUAUUUGGCGUCAAGCAAACACCUAUCGAUCUUCUUAUACCUAAUAAGACGUAUUGUUUUUUUUCGCACACAAUCAAAGCCCAGGAAGCUAACAUGCCUAUGUUGGAUGCUAUUCUAGCAAAGAAUAUUCGUCUAAUUGACUACGAGAAGCUGAUGGAUGAUGCAGGGAACAGAGUGGUGGCGUUUGGAAAAUACGCUGGUGUAGCUGGAAUGAUUAACAUUUUGCACGGUCUCGGAUUACGAUUGCUAGCUCUUGGCCACCACACUCCUUUUAUGCACGUGGGUCCAGCGCACAAUUAUAGAAAUUCAAGUAUGGCGCGUCAAGCAAUACGCGAUGCUGGAUACGAAAUUGCACUCGGAAUGAUGCCAAAGUCUCUUGGACCUCUAACAUUUGUGUUUACGGGCUCGGGAAAUGUAUCUCAGGGAAGUCAAGAAAUUUUCCAAGAUCUUCCGCACGAAUACGUACCGCCAGAGAUGUUAAGAAAAGUGGCAGAACAUGGCAGCCCAAACAAAAUCUACGGAUGCGAAGUACGUCGUCGACAUCAUCUGGUAAGGAAGAAUGGUGGUGGAUAUGAUAAUCAGGAGUACGAGGAACAUCCAGAACGAUAUGUUUCUACAUUUGCGCAAACGAUUGCGCCCUACACAUCCGUUCUCGUGAACUGUAUCUACUGGGCUGUGGACAGUCCGAAGCUUCUAACUAUACCUGAUGCCAAACACCUUUUCCUGCCUUCGCAUACACCAUGGCUGCCCACGAGCGUCGGAGCACCAGCUCUACCACACAGAAUGCUGGCCAUUUGCGACAUAUCUGCAGACCCUGGGGGUUCGAUCGAGUUCAUGAACGAAUGCACAACAAUCGAUACGCCGUUCUGUCUUUACGACGCCGACAGAAACAAGGAUACGAAGAGCUUCAAAGGUCCUGGCGUGCUGGUGUGCUCCAUAGAUAACAUGCCGACGCAGCUACCGAGGGAGUCUACGGACUUCUUUGGAGAUUUGCUGUUCCCCUAUGCAGACGACAUCAUGAAGUCGGAUGCCACAAAGCCUUUAGAAGAGCACGAUUUUUCACCGGUCGUUAAAGGUGCCAUAAUAACAAGCAACGGUAAACUGACACCUUCCUUUGAAUACAUCAAUGAACUAAGGAUGGCAAAUACUCGGUCUCGACACAAGGUGGGAGGUCAUGAGGAACAGACUCAUGUGCUGAUUCUCGGCAGUGGUCUGGUCUCAGCGCCCGUCGUAGAGUACUUGGCGAGAGACAAGAAUGUCGCGGUCACUGUCGCGUCGCAAGUAAGAGAAGAAGCGGAUGCCCUCGCCGAACGCUAUGGCGUUCGUGCGGAGUUCAUCCAAGCUAACGACGAGGCGGCGCUGCGGUCGCUGGCUUCGAACUCCAGACUCGUGGUGUCUCUGUUGCCCUAUGAACUCCACGGACCGGUGGCAAGGGCAUGCGUCAGUGCUGGCGUACAUAUGGUCACCGCGUCCUACGUGAGGCCUGAAGUCCAGGAACUACAUGAUUCCGCUAAAGAAGCGGGAGUAACGUUAUUGAACGAAGUCGGCCUGGAUCCGGGCAUCGAUCACCUUCUGGCGCUAGAAUGCAUACACAACAUACAGAAUCACGGUGGGCGGAUAGAUUCGUUCGUUUCCUAUUGUGGAGGCCUCCCUGCUCCUGAAUUCAGUGACAAUGCUUUACGAUACAAAUUCUCGUGGAACCCUCGGGGCGUACUUCUCAACACUAUUUCCAGCGCAAAAUAUCUGAGUAGAGGUCAGAUAGUCGAAGUUCUAAGCGGCGGAGAAUUGAUGUCUGUGGCUCGCGAUUUGGACUUCUUGCCCGGGUUUGCCUUUGAGGGCUUCCCCAACAGGGACAGCACAAAAUACGCUGAACUGUACGGCAUAGACGACGUGCACACAAUGUUCAGAGGAACUUUACGCUACAAAGGUUUUGCGGAGACCAUGAAAGCCAUGCAACUGUUUGGAUUAGUGGACCCCAACCCGCAUCCAUCUUUGCAUCCUGAGGGUCCGGCUAUUACCUGGCGUCAAUUUGCCUGCGAGUUACUUGGCCUUUUAGAUACGUCGAUCUUCUACGAGAAUCUCAGGACGCGGCUUGCGGAAAGAAUAGGCGUAUCGGGGGCUCAGGCACUCGAAUCACUGGGUCUACUGAGUGAUGACACAGUCGUCAAAUGUGGCACACCACUCGACACCAUCAGUCACUAUCUCGGCAAGCGUUUACAACUCGAGAAAGACGAGACGGACUUGGUGGUGCUGCGACACGAGGUGGGAGUGACGUGGAGCGACGGGCGGCGCGAGCAGCGCGAGGUCACCAUGGCGGUGCGCGGGGAGCCAGCGGGCCACACCGCCAUGGCGCGCACAGUCGGCCUGCCCACCGCCAUCGCCGCCAAGAUGCUGCUCGACGGUGAAAUCCAAGAUCGCGGCGUGGUGUUGCCGUUUUCGCCUACUGUGUACAAAUCUAUAUUAUCAAGGCUAAGGGCCGACGGUAUUACUGCGAAAGAAACGGCGGGUCGCGAGACCGGGCGGUGCAUGUCGGUAGCGGCGAUGCAGGCGCUGCACCGGCUGCGCGAAUGCCGGCUAUUAUGCGACGCCGUGGUGCGCGCGGACGACGGCGCCGCCUUCCCAGUCCACCGCGCCAUACUCUCUGCCUGUAGCCCUUACUUCUUGGCACUAUUUACAACCACCUUGCACUCCCGUGAACAAAGUGACGUGUUGAUAUCGGGCGUGCGCUCCGAGAUUCUGCUGCUUCUGAUCGAGUACGCAUAUCUGCGGCGCAUUGACGUGACGGACGCGAAUGUGCACGAGCUUCUUAUGACUGCUGACUACCUCGCUUUCCUCGGCGUGCUGCAGUUGUGUUGCGACCAUCUUCGUGCCUCACUCAAUCCGAGAAACUGUUUAGGAAUAAUGAUGUUUGCCAGACGGGUGUUCUGUUACAAACUGGAAGCUGACGCCCGGCGCUACCUUUUACGGUAUUUUGUGAAAGUUGCAACUCAGAGUGACGAAUUCCUUCACCUGCCACUUGACGAGCUCAAUGCCAUCAUACUGGAAGAUGAACUGAACGUAAAGAGCGAAGAAGUUGUGUGGGAUGCUGUGCUCCGAUGGGUCAACUUUGAUUCUGAUGAGCGCUGGCAGCAUACCGUUAAGCUAAUGGGCAGUAUACGUUUGGGACUAUUAGAUACACAAGUAGAAGAGGUUGACCCAGCUGGACCACGAGCAUAUCACGGCACUGCUGUACUCGGCUACUGCAUCUACGUCAUCGGCGGCUUCGACGGCAUGGACUAUUUCAACUCGUGCCGAUGUUUCGACGCUGUAAACAAAACUUGGCGGGAGGUUGCACCGAUGAACGCGCGUCGCUGCUACGUAUCAGUGGCUGUUCUGGGCGAGACAAUAUACGCGAUGGGCGGGUACGACGGUCACCAUCGACAGAACACGGCGGAACGUUUCAACCACCGUACCAACCAGUGGUCGUUGGUGGCGCCGAUGAACGCACAGCGUUCGGAUGCGAGCGCCGCCGCACUCGACAACAAGAUAUACAUAACGGGUGGGUUCAACGGACAGGAGUGCAUGAACAGCGUGGAGGUGUACGAUCCGGACACCAACCAGUGGACGAAUCUGGCACCGAUGCGCUCGCGUCGCUCCGGCGUCUCCUGCAUCGCGUACCACAACAAGAUUUACGUAAUAGGCGGUUUCAAUGGCAUCUCGCGUAUGUGCAGCGGUGAAGUCUACGACCCCGCAACAAACACGUGGGCCCCAGUGCCAGAUAUGUACAAUCCGCGCAGCAACUUUGCUAUUGAAGUCAUUGACGAUAUGAUCUUUGCGAUCGGUGGCUUCAACGGCGUCACCACCAUAUACCACGUCGAGUGCUACGAUGAGAAGACUAAUGAAUGGUACGAGGCGACGGACAUGAAUAUCUACCGUUCUGCGUUGUCCGCUUGCGUCAUCAUGGGUCUACCAAACGUGUAUGACUAUAUUCACAAGCACCGUGAGCGCCUUAUGGAGGAGAAGCGGCAGAAGAUUCUACUCUCGGAGACGGCGAGGCACGGUCAGCAUCGCACUCCGUUACCAGAUGUGCAUUUAAUGGAGGACAAUGAUGAUAUGUUGGAGCAGCUCGGCUUGAUGGAGCAUCAGGCCAACAACAACUUAGCGAUACCUCCACCGCCUCCACCGCCCUUACCACCGCAGCCAUUAGAACAGGACAGACAUUAA
Messenger RNA from Parnassius apollo (apollo), 4476 nucleotides. The record is from the annotation of a GenBank genome assembly. NCBI's taxonomy places the organism in Eukaryota, Metazoa, Arthropoda, Insecta, Lepidoptera, Papilionidae.